Messenger RNA from Monosiga brevicollis MX1, 2845 nucleotides. RefSeq lists its product as uncharacterized. Gene Ontology annotation, biological process: clathrin-dependent endocytosis; intracellular protein transport. The coding region runs from base 1 to 2703 and encodes 900 amino acids. Gene Ontology annotation, cellular component: AP-2 adaptor complex; membrane coat. Lineage: Eukaryota; Choanoflagellata; Craspedida; Salpingoecidae. The transcript has 11 exons. The record is from RefSeq and is a predicted model, not a curated record. Gene Ontology annotation, molecular function: clathrin-cargo adaptor activity.
AUGGUGAAGGAGGACAUGCGUGGACUCCACAACUUUAUCACCGAUGUGCGCGCUUGCAAGUCGCAAGAAGCUGAGGUCAAGCGCAUCAACAAGGAGCUUGCCAACAUUCGCUCCAAAUUCGGUGACAAAAAAUCUCUCAACGGCUACCAGAAGAAGAAGUAUGUGUGCAAGCUGCUGUUCAUCUUCCUGCUCGGCCACGAGAUCGAGUUUGGUCACAUGGAGGCCGUCAACCUCCUCUCCUCGCUCCAGUUUUCGGAGAAGCAGAUGGGCUACCUCUUUGCUUCAGUCAUGAUGAACGAGCACCACGAGCUCAUGCGCCUGGUCAUUACCGCCAUCAAGACGGACUUGACUGAUCGCAACGAGCUCAACGUCGCUCUGGCUCUCCACUGCAUCAGCAACAUUGGUGGCAAGGAAACCGCCGCCGCUGUUCACGGCGAGGUCACGCGCCUCCUGGUAGCGCAUGAAUCGCCCAAAAGCGUCCAGAAGAAGGCUGCUCUGGCCGCCUUGCGCCUCUAUCGCGAAGCCCCAGAACACAUGGCCCUGGACAAGGCCUCGCGCCAAAUUGUUCAGCUUCUCACCAGCUCCGACUAUGGUGUCGUCAUGUCCGUUGCUAGCCUCAUCAUCUCCGUUGCCGCCGAUCAUCCCGAGGACUUUGCCGAGUGUGUGCCCUUGGCCAUCAACACUCUGCAUCGGAUCGUCUUUCAGCCGGACCAGUCCAAAAAGUAUGCCUAUCACGGCGUCAAUGCCCCGUGGCUUUCGGUCAAGCUCCUUCGUUUGCUUCAGCUCUUCCCCUUUCCUGCUGAUACCGCCGUGGCUGAGCGGCUGGUGGAGACGCUCCGCCGCAUCCUUCAGUCCGAAGCUCGCACGCCCGGGCGCAAGCCCCGUGCCCAGUUCCUCAAUUCGAAGAACGCAUCCUUGAUCGAAGCCAUCAACCUCAUUGCCGUGCACGACAACGAGCCUGAGCUGCAGAUCCGCGCGUGCGGCAUCCUGGGCAACAUGCUCUCUUCGGACGAAGUGAACAGCCGUUUCCUUGCCCUCGAGGCUUUGACGGUCAUGGCCCAAACAGAGUUUAGCCACGAUGCCGUGAAGAAGCAUCAAAGCGCCGUUUUGCGAGCGCUCCAGACGGAAAAGGAUUACAGCGUUCAGCGUCGGGCGGCCGACCUCCUCUACGCACUUUGCGACCAAGAAUCAGUGGAGAUGAUCGUUGAUCAGCUGCUCGACUUUUUGAAGCGUGCUGCGUAUGCUGUCCGCGAAGAACUCGUGAUCAAGAUUGCCAUUCUGGCGGAAAAGUAUGCCCCCAUCUACUCUUGGUAUGUCGACGUCAUGCUCCGACUCAUCAAGCAGACAGGCGACUACGUGCCCCAACAAGUUCUCUACCGUGUUGUUCAGGUCAUCAUCAAUCGUCAGGAUGUGCAGGAUUAUGCUGCCAAGACCUGCUACGAGGCUCUGUUGGACCCAGCAGCACACGAAGCCAUGGUGAACAUUGGUGGUUAUGUUUUGGGCGAGUUUGGCCAUCUCAUUGCCAACGACCCCAACUCCACCCCAACCAAGCAGCUGGAUGUGUUGCAGAUGCAUUACCCCAUGAUGUCCGCCUCCACUCGUGGCCUUCUCCUGUCCACCUACGCCAAACUGGCCAACCUCUUCCCCGAGCUCCGCACAACCGUGCUCAAUCUCUUGCAGAGCGAGAACCUGUUGCGCAACUCAAACAACGAGCUGCAGCAGCGCGCCAACGAAUACGUCCAACUUCUCAGCUCGGGCAACGCUGAGCUUGUCCCCUCGGUGUUUGAGGAGAUGCCCCCCUUUAAUGAAGAGCAGUGCGCCAUGCUCCAAAAGCUGGAGGACAAAUCUGCUGCUUCAGCCAUGGACACCAAGACGGGCUCCAUUGCCGUGGCACGCAAGCGCAAACAAGCCGCUCCCCUGGCUGCUGUCACUGCCGCUGGCCAUACGGGCGUGAGCGGUGCCUCUUCCGUAGCUACCGUCGGCAACGAACAAUUUUUGCCAAAGUUCAUUCUUCAGGACGAUGGUGUCUUGUACGAGAAUCCCGUGCUGCAGAUUGGUGUCAAGUCCGAGUUCACCGCCUCAGUUGGCCGCUUGAUUGUCUUCUAUGGCAACCGGGGAGAGGCGCCCAUGACCAACGUGUCGGCCCGUGCCUAUUGCGUGGGCAACAUGCAGGCGCUCAAGCUAGAGCUGGCGCCUCUGGAGUCCACGAUCGCGGCUGGUGUUCAGAUGCAGCAGCAGUUGCAAGUGGAGUGUGCUGGGUGCUUUACCGAACCUCCAGUGUUGGAGGUGACGCUCACGUACCAGAGCCGACCCGUUGUGCUCAGCCUCAAGCUCCCCAUCUUCCUCAACAAGUUUAUGAGUGGACUUCCCAGCCCGAUGACGGCUGACACUUUCUUCCAAAAGUGGAACCAGUUGGGUGGCCCGCCCCGUGAAACACAGCAGAUCCUCAAGGCCAAGGAGCCCGUCAACGCUGAUGCAAUGAAGAGCAAGAUCUCGCAGUUCAAGCUUCAAACCUUGCCAGGCAUUGACCCCAAACCGUUGAACUGUGUGGCCGCCGGCAUCCUGCAUGUCACGUCGGCGCAGGUGGGCGUGCUCCUGCGCGCUGAACCGAGCAUGGAUGCACAGAUGUAUCGCUUCACAAUGCGGACUUCGAGUGAGGCUGUGACAGCGGCCCUGUCUGGCUUGCUCUUUGGUCAAUUUUAAUUUUCGCGCCACUUUUUGCUCAGCGCAAGACGGCUUGUCGCAUCGCUACUUUGUGUAUGCUGGCUGAUGCCACACACCUCUGCCCGUCCCCUUGUCCAUGCGUGAUCUUCAUCUUGCAGCAUGAAAUUUACGUCUUUUUUUG